Spirodela intermedia is the source of this 5195-nucleotide messenger RNA. Lineage: Eukaryota; Viridiplantae; Streptophyta; Magnoliopsida; Alismatales; Araceae. The record is from the annotation of a GenBank genome assembly.
AUGGCGCUGUCUCUACACCUUGUCGCCUCUAAGACGCCCGCUGGGUCCGGCGGCGGCAGCCGUCUCCUCCUCCCGCAGCUCCGACGAGGAGGGAUCACACUCUCUUCGGUCAUUUCCCUCCGCCGUCGCCCCUUCUGGAUCUCGGCUUCCUCGUCUUCUGAUCGGGACUCGACGGCCGUGCUGGCGUCUCUUGGAUAUUCGUCCGACAAUGGCAUUUCAGGGAUGAUAGACGUGGAUGCUGUCACUGAGGCGGAGCUAAAGGAGAACGGCUUCCGCAGCACGCGGCGGACGAAGCUCGUCUGCACGAUCGGGCCGGCGACGUGCGGACUGGAGCAGCUGGAAGCGCUAGCAUCCGGCGGGAUGAACGUGGCGCGGGUGAACAUGUGUCAUGGCGAUCGUGGCUGGCACCGGGAGGUGAUCCGGCGAGUGCGAAAGCUAAAUGAAGAGAAAGGCUACGCGGUUGCCGUGAUGAUGGACACGGAGGGAAGCGAGAUCCACAUGGGAGAUCUUCCGUCAUCUUCUGCCAGGGCCGAGGUAAGGUUACUGACAGGUUUUAGUCCGCUGCUGCUGCGUGACCGUCUUAAAUUCAAUUUCCUUUCUACGCGGCUUAAACUGCAAUAUGAUACUUUUUCGCCAAUUAUCCUUUUAGUUGCUUAUGUUAGAAUGAUUGUUGUAAUAUAUCCAUUAGGAUAAUUUUAUUUAUUUAUAAUUUUCGGUUUAAUACAUGUUAUAUUAGGUUUUCCAACCGAUGGUUAUUCCUCUCAAAGUUAAAAAACUUGAUUUGGGAGAGUGUUUCUGCCAUUUUGAUUCUAUCCCAGAAACUUGGCGAUGAGAAGGGUGUGUGAUGUGGGUUUGGUGAUGGUGGUCGGUGUGAGAAGAUCCUAUGGGAUAGUAAAAGCUAGGGACAUUGACAAGGGCACCAAACUGAGGUCAGAGGCAUAUAAAAAAAUGAGAGGGUUGCUCGCAGUCCUGCAUGAACGAUGGGAAACCUGACCAAUAACAUGCAUAACAUCUGCCUUUCACCAGAUGUGGUCCAGGUAGUGAAGAAGUUUUGAACAGAGAGCUCACCUUGGCAAAUAGGAUUAAGUUCAUUUUGAAAUUCACACUUGGAAAGAGUGCUAACUUGAAUUUAGUGUUUGACUUGAGAAAGCCAUUGGAAGAGUUGUGAAUUCUAACAAGUCUUGAUGGAUAAUGGAUAGAAGAAUCAACUGAGUGAUUGCUGUGGACCAUGGUGGCAUUGUCUCUAUCUUUCCAUGUUUGAAGAAUGGCUGCUGGUGCUAUAGUUGAGAUCAUUAGACGAUCAGUGAGUACCAUGUGUGUGUGUGUGUGUGUGUGUGUGUGUGUGUGUGUGUGUGUGAGAGAGAGAGAGAGAGAGAGAGAGAGAGAGAGAGAGAGAGAGAGAGAGAGAGAGGGAGAACUUUCAUGUCAACAUUCUCUGUAAAUUUUGACUUCUAACUUGGUCAAGUCGCGGAAUAAUUCGAUUUUCUCUUCCUUGCUCCUAAUCCUGUAGGUAUUGAAUCUUAUUUUGCUAAUUGAAACUCUCAUUUUUAUCCAUUAAAAUAUCUUCCUUUCUGAAUUGCAAUCUUCAUCUUCACAUGCCUGAAAUCUGAAGCAUCUUUGACUGUCUCAAUGUUAGUGGGUACAUCUACCUUCCACUUUGCAAAGAAAAAGAAUGUCAGUCUUGCCAAUUGAUUUGUGCAUAUUCCAUUCCAAUAAACUCAUCCUUUGAUUUUUAGAUUCUUUCCCUUUCUGGUCCCUGUUACAUGCAGUUGAUGGAUAUGCCCUCCAUCCAUCCAAAUCCUUGUUCAAGUUAUUAACAAAUUAUAAUCCCAGUUGUUGAAUUCAAUGUGAAAAUCAACAGGAAUUGUCUGAUUUGUCACUGAGAAGUUAAAUGUUUGCUGAUGUUGGAUGGGUUCAGUCAAUUGUUUAUGUGGUACAACAUUGUCAUGCUAAUUCCAUUAGAUUAGGAGAAGUUUGUCCUCCCGAAUAUCUUUUCUGGAAAACCUGAAUCCCUUAAACAUCUGACAAUGAAAUUGGUUAUCUGUCAUUUUAUCUAAACUCAGAUGAACCUGAUUGUCUUUUAUUUGUAAAAUUACUGUUAUCUAAGUGAUCUCAUAUGUAUGAAGUUGAUAAUCAAAGUGGCAUUGCCAUGUAGAAUGGGAAUUUUGAUGAUUCCUCAUGCUGUCUUAUACACACGACAUUUGACACUGUUUUGUAUUGUCUGAUAACCUCAUUUAAGUCUCUAAUAUCUUUGAUACUGUAUAGGAUGGAGACAUUUGGACUUUCAGUGUUCGAAACUUCAAUUCACCACCUCCAGACCACACCAUCAGUGUCAACUAUGACGGAUUUGCUGAAGGUCAUAAUUAUUUGAUUAUUCAUUUCUAUUAAAGGAAACACUGGGUAUCUGGUUUCAGUAUGCUUUUUCCUGUAAAGAUUGCUACAUAUGCCGUUUUCAAUUCCAAGCUGGUUUUGAUAUGGUACAGAUGUAAAGGUGGGUGAUGAACUGCUUGUGGAUGGAGGAAUGGUACGUUUUGAGGUGAUUGCGAAGAUAGGACCUGAUGUUAGGUGUCGCUGCACUGAUCCUGGCUUGUUGCUACCACGGGCCAAUUUGACUUUCUUGCGUGAUGGUUGUCUAGUUCAAGAACGUAAUGCUAUGCUUCCUACCAUCUCCUCCAAGGUAUUAUUUGAGUAAUGUCAAUUUGUCAUUUCCAAGGUCAUUUAAGUAAGAAAUUGUACACAUUUUCACGGUAAAUUUCUUUCUUGAGUUGCAAAGAAUCCUGAUGACUGGCCUUAUUCUCGGAUUGGUUUUUUUAGAUAGCUGCUCACCUUUAUUCCUAUAGCGUUACUGAUUCAUCAGACAUGAUAACCAACUUAUCCGAUCCUUUUAUGUUAAUUUCGUAUUUUUUCAUGGUUCAUACGAUUCAGUGAAGGAAAUAUUUAAUGGGUUGUUGUUUUGAUAUUAUUUUUCUAGACUGCAUAUUAGUCAUUAUCACAUGUAAAGUAAGCUCAUAUUAUGGGUUUCUCUACUGAAUGUUUAUAUAUUUAUUAUGACUUACUAUUCUAAGUCUUGUUUCAUAUCAUAAGUUGUAUAUUUAUCGCACUUGUUAUUGACAUAUGUGUUGUCUAUUUUUAAAACUUCAUGAUCGUGACAGCUUGGAUAAACAUCAUAUAGUAAUGGUUUCCUGAAAGAGAUUUCGUGCUUUACUUACAACAAUAUUUUCUUGUUAUUCCGAUGACAAACUCAGGCACCAUGUCCGUGAAAUAGCUACAUAUAGAGUAUGAUGUUGUAGAGUUAAGGGGAGAUUGUUGAACAUGGAUUUGAGAUAUACUUCUGGUGAUCUUGGAAAAAAAAAAAAAAACCCAGUGUCAUGACGUACAAGUUUAAGUGCGUGGGAUUUUAUAAUCUUAAGGCCUUGGUGAGUUUGAACCAAGCAAAUCCUAUAAAAUCUGAUGAUGGGAACAUAAAAGCCUUAGAAUUUCAUGUUAAAACGUUAUCUGUUAUUGCAAUAAUCAGAAAUCGUCUAGCUUUCCACCAGCAGAAGACCGUAGUGUUCUUUCUAGCCCCAAUUGGCCAUCUUUUUGGGCGAAUCCAUUGAUAACGGGACACUAUGGAUUCUUCUUUGGCUUAUCAAUGAGAAAGCAGUACACAAACAAUAAAUUACACUUAAGAAAUAGUCAUCUCGUGGAGUCAACCAAAAUAUAAAUGUUUUGCUGGUCUUCAAUAAAUUUCGUGAAUGCUUGUCUGGUAUUGAUUAAAAACAGAUAUCCUGUAAGUACUCUAAUUCGUGAGCUAGGAAUUCUCUAUUUUACGAAAAACCCAGACUAGAAACAAAAAACCAUGGGGGUGUGAGGUCACUGAAUCGUCGUUGUGGAGAAGAUAAGAACAUUUGUGUGUAUUUUCUUUUGACCUGUCAUCCACUACUCGCUGUGGAUUCUAAUCUUCUGCCUCUCUUUUUUAGCAACAUGAGAUUCAGCUGUGCUCUUGACUUUCUUUACAUCUUCACGGGGUGAUGUUCUACAUACUUCUGGAAUGUCAACACCAAUCAAGCCAUAGUGCAGAUUACGUAUUUUCGGACGUUUGUUUACAUGUGACUCGUACCUGGGAAUUUGCAGGACUGGCUGGAUAUAGACUUUGGUAUUGCCGAAGGGGUUGACUUCAUAGCGAUUUCAUUUGUCAAGACCGCAGAGGUCAUCAACCAUCUCAAGAGCUACAUUGCUGCGCGGUCUCAUGGAAGGUAGAUCGACCCCUAAACGCUCCAUCUCACGCGUUCAGUGCAAGAAUGCACGUCUUUUUAUGUUACUCAUAGUGUUGUUCUUCUCUCUUCCAGUGACAUCUCUGUGAUCGCGAAGAUCGAGAGCGUCGAUUCCCUGAAGAACCUGGAAGAUAUCAUUCGAGCAUCGGACGGAGCGAUGGUAGCUCGAGGAGACCUGGGCGCCCAGAUCCCACUGGAAGAAGUGCCCAUGGCCCAGCGAAAGAUCGUCAAGCUUUGCAGGAAGCUGAACCGGCCCGUCAUCGUGGCGUCUCAGCUUCUCGAGUCCAUGAUCGAGUACCCGACGCCAACCAGGGCCGAGGUAGCCGACGUCUCCGAGGCCGUCAGGCAGCGGGCCGACGCUCUGAUGCUCUCCGGUGAGUCGGCCAUGGGCCAACAUCCAGAGAAGGCCCUCUCCGUUCUGAGAAAUGUUAGCCUGCGGAUCGAGAAGUGGUGGAGAGAGGAAAGUAAGCAUGACGCCGUGGAACUCCCCGGCAUCGCUUCCUCUUUCUCGGGCGGCGUAUCGGAGGAGAUCUGCAACUCCGCCGCCAAAAUGGGUAAGAGCUGCACUAGAUUGAUUUGCUUACUUGUGCUUCUGUGGGUUUUCCCCUGAGGUUGACUUUGACUUUUUCAGCGAACAACCUGGGGGCGGAUGCUCUGUUUGUGUACACGAAGAUGGGCCACAUGGGGUCCCUGCUCUCUCGGUGCCGGCCCGACUGUCCGAUCUUCGCCUUCACCCCCUCGGUGGCGGCCAGGCGGCGGCUGAACCUCCAGUGGGGUCUCAUCCCCUUCCGCCUCGCCUACUCCGACGACAUGGAGAGCAACCUCCGCCGCACCUUCUCCCUCCUCCGGGCCAGGGGGAUGAUCCACUCCGGCGACCUCGUCAUCGCCGUCUCCGACAUGCUCCAAUCUGUUCAGGUGAUCACCGUCCCCCCUGAAAAUUGA